Molecule: messenger RNA, 3110 nt
Organism: Pseudoliparis swirei
Lineage: Eukaryota; Metazoa; Chordata; Actinopteri; Perciformes; Liparidae
Product: myocilin-like
Exons: 3
Coding region: 1524-2912 (462 amino acids)
Biological process (GO): signal transduction; osteoblast differentiation
Cellular component (GO): Golgi apparatus
Source: RefSeq, a predicted model, not a curated record
UGAUUUUAUUACUCAUAUUUAGUUUAUGAUCAUAUUUAUUUUCAUUCUUUUUCUGAGGAACUGUAAGUAUGCUAAGUAGGUCUGAGAUAACUAAGUUAGCUGAUGCUAAUUUAGUUAGCACCAGCUAACCUGGGGGUCGGAACAUCCGUAGGAGUCCCAAGAUAAAUCUGAAGAGUCACAAUCAAGAUAAGAGAUAAGAAAAUGAAUGUUUCUGUGACACAGCAUUACUGCAGGUUUAUUUUUUUUCUUACAUUUUAUCUUUGAUGUAUAUGUUCUGACACACGGAGGUCCAGUUUCUCUUGAGUAUGAUUCCAGCAGGGAAGUUUGUGCUUUCACCCUCGCUGGUCAGCACAGAGCCAGACCAGGUCCCAGACCUAUCACAUGGAGAUACUAGUUGGGACACCAGUUAACCACAUGCCUCUUGUAAAUAGAGAAAAGAAAAGUCUGAAGGGACCAGUUUCAUUCUAAAAAGUUUUAGUUUCCACUAUAAUGUAACCAGUCAAAUAGAAAUACAUUGCUUUAUGCUAAACCUUUUAAGCCACGUUUUAAUCUUUGCAAGCAGCAGGGCGCUAGGGUUUUAGGCGAUGUCCAUCUGUUCAUCGGUUGUCCACCACUUGGGUCGCAACUGAAAUAUCCCAUAAUCUGUUGGAUGAGAUGCUAUGCAAUUUCAUACAGACAAGCUACUGACUUGUCUAUAGCCACACCAUGAGGUUGACAUUUAUGUUUCGGAGUAAAACAAAUGGUGGAUAUAUAUUUCCUCAACAAAAAAAAUAAAAAGCAGACCAUAGACAUACUUUAGCACAAUAUAGUAAACAUCCCCAUGUGGAGAAGUCAGCAUGCAGGGUUUCCGUGAAUUUGGUAAGAAAGAUGAGAGAGUAGCCACAUUGCAUCUUCAUUCUGAGCGAGAUUGCCAGCCUCUCCUCUCCUGCCAGAAGUCCAGCUGUGCAAAGGAGAGAUGAAUACCAGAGUAUCCUUUGCUGUUGAUCCUUGUUGGCAAGUGGUGGCUUCAGAUUCCCAGAGUCCUACUCUCCCUGGAGCCCAAAUAUCACCCCGUACGGAACAGGACCAUACACUGAGUUUACAGCUCUGCAGCUGACAGUACACACAUAAAGAGAUGCUGUCCAGUCCAAACAACCUGCGACACAAUCAAAUCAUGAUUUGCUACAGAAAAAAGACAAAAAACCCAUCGGAUUGUGUAUUUUUCACACUGUUUGUCUCUUUCAGUUCAGCUUGUUACCACCAAAAAGCACACACACGUGGAUCUUUACAUACACACUCCACACCCAGCUGGCUAUUUCCCUCCUUGCCACACUCCUCGUCCCCUCCCACUCUGACAGUUAACUGUAUAUAUAGCCUUCACUCAUCAUUGCUGGGAUUCAGACUCUGACCUAGACUUCUCAGGUGAGAAGAGACCAGCUAAAGAUAGAAAGAAAAAAAUACAAAUCAAGUGGAGACACUACUGAACGGAGGAGUUGCAUCUCUGCUAACACCAGAACACCAUCAACUCAGUCUGACCCUCCAGAAUGUGGCUCAAGGUGUCACUGCUCUGUCUGUCCUGCUUAACUCUGCCCAGCCGGAGUCAGGCCCAAGACCGAGCUUCCCUCCGCCGCUCCAAUGACCACGCCGGGCGCUGCCACUACACUUUCACCGUGGCCAGUCCAGAGGAAUCCAGCUGCUCCGGAAGCAGCAUGAAACCAGAGAUGGAUGGAGUCUCGUCCCGACUCACCAUGCUGGAGGCUUUAGUCAGCCGUCUGAUAGCCGGAGGGGAUGGAGGCUCCAGGACUAGGGCUAACGAUGAAGAGGGUCUCCAGGAAGCCUCCUCACAGGAAACAAGGGAAAGAAACCAGCUGCAGCAGGACAAAGAGCGUCUGAACGGGCAGGUCCAGGAGCUGCAGAGGAGGCUGGCCGAGCUGAGUCAGGAGGCAGAGAGCCUCAGGCAGAGACCCUGCCAGGAGACACACACCUCCGGGGGGACUGAGCGUGAAAACAAAUCUGCCAGUGGCCGUGCAUAUGAUUUUGGGAACGAUGCUUACCAGGAGAUGAAGGCUGAGGUUACAGAGGUUGCAGCUUCCCGCCUCAUUCCUGAGGGAAACCACAACUUCACAGGCUGUGGAGAGCUGCAGUCAGUGGGAGAUCCUGUGAUGCACAGGAAGGCUGACAGUAUCACAGGGAAGUACGGAGUGUGGCUGCAGGAUCCCGAGCCUCAGGGCCCCGAGUACACCAACCAGACUGUGUGGCGUAUCGACACAGUUGGGAAAGAUGUCCGUCAGCUCUUUGCAUAUGAAGACAUCGAUCAAUUAUCCCAAGGCUUCCCUAUGAAGGUUCUGGUACUGCCAGAGCCUAUGGAGAGCACAGGGGCAACCAUAUACCGCGGCUCCCUUUACUACCAGCGCAAACGCAGCCGCACCCUGAUCCGUUACGACCUGACCUCUGAGAGUCUGGCAUCACGGCGAGAGCUGCCUCACGCGGGCUUCCAUGGACAGCACCCUUACUCCUGGGGUGGCUACACUGACAUCGACCUGGCGGCAGACGAACAGGGCCUGUGGGCUAUCUACAGCACUAGUCAGGCAAAGGGCGCAAUUGUGAUUUCCCAGCUGGAUCCCAAGAGCCUGGAGGCGAAGAGGAGCUGGGAGACGAACAUCAGGAAGAACACAGUGGCCAAUGCGUUCAUGGUGUGUGGCCGUCUGUACACGGUGGCCAGCUACACGGCACCCAACACCACCAUCAACCAUGUGUUUGACACAGCCACCAGCGUGGGGCAGGCUGUGGCUGUGCCCUUCAGGAACAAGUACCGUUACAACAGCAUGGUGGACUACAACUACGCCCAGAGGAAGCUGUACGCUUGGGACAACUUCCACAUGGUCACCUAUGACAUCAGACUGGGCCGGGUGGCCAGCCAUGGCAGCAGCUAAAGAGGACACGGCCGUGAACAGGAAGAGCAAGUGAAUGGCAUACAACAUAUGAUCAUUUGCAUCGUGCUGAGGUUAUUGCCAAGCUUGGUAGUCUAUGCGUUUUGCAUUUUUGAAAUCUAUUUUUUUCUAUUACUCUUGUAAAUAAGAUAUAUCAACAGAAAUAUAACCGUAAAACAGAUGAAUGUGGCUCAAGCCUUU